Molecule: messenger RNA, 516 nt
Organism: Canariomyces notabilis
Lineage: Eukaryota; Fungi; Ascomycota; Sordariomycetes; Sordariales; Chaetomiaceae
Product: Rpr2-domain-containing protein
Exons: 1
Coding region: 1-516 (171 amino acids)
Biological process (GO): tRNA processing
Cellular component (GO): nucleolar ribonuclease P complex
Source: RefSeq, a predicted model, not a curated record
AUGGCAAAGGGGAACAAAACUGGCGGCGGAGUGCAGAACAAGGCCAUCUACUCGCGCAUCUCGUUCCUUCAGCAAGCCGCCACUUUCCUCUCAACGCAACGCCAAACCCAUGGCUCUCAUGUCACUGGUGCUAGCAUUGGCGCUCCCAGUGAUUCAGCACGUCUGCCAGCUCCGGAUGGUCCAACCUCGGUACCCUUGCAGGGCAUGAGCAGGCGGUUGGCCACUGAUUUGCGCUCCGUGUCCCUCAAGACCAGAAUCCGCCUUAAGCCGGCAGUGAAACAGGCCAUCUGCAAGUUCUGCGAUUCUGUUCUCAUCGAGGGCGAGUCUUGUACAUCCACGGUUGAGAACAAGAGCAAGGGCGGUAAUAAGCCUUGGGCUGAUGUCCUGGUACGAGCCUGCCAUACAUGUGGAAGGGAAAGGCGAUAUCCAGUCAGCGCGUCGAGGCCGAAGAGGAAAACGGAGCGAGCAGUUUCAGACGACGCUGCUUCUUUACAGCGAAAGAAACUAAAGGGUUGA